Molecule: messenger RNA, 978 nt
Organism: Pteronotus mesoamericanus
Lineage: Eukaryota; Metazoa; Chordata; Mammalia; Chiroptera; Mormoopidae
Gene: MAS1
Product: MAS1 proto-oncogene, G protein-coupled receptor
Exons: 1
Coding region: 1-978 (325 amino acids)
Biological process (GO): G protein-coupled receptor signaling pathway
Cellular component (GO): membrane
Molecular function (GO): angiotensin receptor activity
Source: RefSeq, a predicted model, not a curated record
AUGGAUGUAUCAAAUGUAACAUUGCCGGUGGCCGAGGGGCCCGCGAACGCCUCAGCCCCCAGCAACAUCUCAGCCAGGGGGCCGCGUCACGACAUCCCAGUGGUGUACUGGGUUAUCAUGAGCAUCGCCCCCCUGGGCUUCGUGGAAAAUGGAGUUCUCCUCUGGUUCCUCUGCUUCCGGAUGAAAAACCACCCCUUCACCGUCUACAUCACCCACUUGUCGAUUGCAGACAUCUCUCUGCUCUUCGGUAUUUUUAUCCUGACUGUCGACUAUGCUUCUUAUUUUGAGCUCUCUUCUGGCUAUUACUACACAACUGUCACCUUGUCAGUGACAUUUCUGUUCGGCUACAACACAGGCCUCUAUCUGCUGACAGCCAUCAGUGUGGAGAGAUGCCUGUCCGUCCUGUACCCCAUCUGGUACCGAUGUCAUCGCUCCAAGCACCAGUCGGCGUUCGUCUGUGCCCUUCUGUGGGCACUUUCUUGCUUAGUGACCACCAUGGAAUACGUCAUGUGCAUCGACAGUGAAGCGCGGAGUCACUCGCAAAGGGGCUGCAGGGCCGUGAUCAUCUUCACAGCCCUCCUGAGCUUCCUGGUCUUCACCCCGCUGAUGGUGGUGUCCAGCACUGUCCUGGUGCUCAAGAUCCGAAAGAACUCAUGGGCGUCCCAUUCCUCAAAGCUGUACCUGGUCAUCGCGGUCACGAUCAUCAUCUUCCUCAUUUUCGCCAUGCCCAUGAGGCUCCUCUACCUGCUGUACUAUGAGUAUUGGCCGACGUUCAGGAAUCUCCACAGCAUUUCCCUGCUCUUCUCCACGAUCAAUAGCAGUGCCAACCCUGUUAUUUACUUCUUCGUAGGAAGCAGUCGGAAGAAGCGGUUCAAGGAGUCCUUGAAGGUGGUUCUGACCAGGGCUUUCAAAGAUGAAAUGCAACCCAGGCGCCAGGAAAACAAUGGCCAUACCACUGCCAUCGAGACUGUUGUUUGA